Cyphellophora attinorum is the source of this 1482-nucleotide messenger RNA. Its product is annotated as Chaperone protein DnaJ. The coding region runs from base 1 to 1482 and encodes 493 amino acids. NCBI's taxonomy places the organism in Eukaryota, Fungi, Ascomycota, Eurotiomycetes, Chaetothyriales, Cyphellophoraceae. The record is from RefSeq and is a predicted model, not a curated record. The transcript has 3 exons.
AUGUCCAGCUAUCUCGCGCCGCUGGACAAGGACCUGUACACCGUCCUUGGUGUUGCACCCGACGCCUCUCAAGCCGGAAUUCGUCAGGCAUACCACAGUCUAGCUGCACAGCUUCAUCCUGACAAAAACACUGGCGGCAAUGAGAAGACAGCACGGUUUCAAGAUGUCCAGGAGGCAUACGAGACCCUAGGCGACAAAGAUCGCAGAAAGUCGUACGAUCUCGUGCGUUCGAUUGUCUUCCUCAAGGUGAAGACUGCGGCACCUGCGAGAUUCGGCACUGUGACCCCGAAACAAACGAAGAUGAUCAUGCGUUACACUGGUCCUGACACUACAACAAGCACUCCUGAGAUGCCUCAGACACCCUUCACCAACAAUAGCAGCAGCUAUGACAAUUCUGCCACCCACAGCCCGCCCGAUGCCAAGACUCCUUCCAAGAACCCUUGUUCGCGACGUGAGAGCACGGUCGAGGCGCCUACCACGCCGGACGUUGCUACAAAUCCACUCAUAAGCGCAUGCGAGGCUCUGAAAGCACAGUCGACUACUGAAAACCCCGAUGGAAGCCCAAGCCAUGAUAGCAACAGCAAGACCACCAGCGUCGGGUCUUCUCCUACUGCUGAGGAGUCUUCUGCGCUUCAGACACCACCCACAAGCAGCGAGUCCGUCACCGUCCGUCCUGCUGGAGACGCCUUUCUGCUUCAUACACCCCCCACUACUGGUAACGCUCCUCCCACUCCAGCUGCGCCAAGAAAGCAGUCCAUUCUCGGCCCCAGCUAUCUUCUCGUGGACUCAGACGAUGAAGGAACUCCAUCCCAAGAUGUCGCAUCUACACCAACACCUGCUUUACCCCGUCUAACAUUCUUCGACUACUACGUCAACGACACCGAGUGGACCGAGACAACCCUGUUGCAAAGCUGGCGUGACAAAGUCGGUGAUACCAAGCGCCGUCAUCAACUCGCUAUCGCGUACACGAAAGAAGCUCACCAGGCCAAGGUUGCUGCUCCCUCAGGCAAAGAGAAGAGAAGAUUCGACAAGAUGUACCAGGCCAAGCGCUCAACUCGCGACUCUUGGAAUCGAGUGAGAAUCUUUCGAGAAGCAGAGUUGUUGAACCAUACCAAGCGCGCUCGAGAAGUCAAGUCAGCUCGCAUGCGUAUUGUAAAGGAGCGGCAGGAGACUGCCAAGAAGCAGGAGCGCGCGGAGAAGAUGGCUGCUGUGGUGAAAGAUAGGGAACGACGCGAAAAUGUCAAGAAGCAAGAGCGCGCCGAUAAACUGGCUGCAGAGGCAAAGGAGAAAGAGCAGAAGCAAGCUUUGAAGGCAGAGGAGCGCAUUCGGAAGGCUGCGGAGCGUGAAGCUUUGGUCCAGGCUCGCAAGAAACGCAAGACAGAUGCUCCGAUAUCGCCAGGUGGGACGAUGAGGAUUCAGGAGCCACGUCUUGCGAAGGCUGCUCCUACUUACUGUGUCAUCAGUGAUUCCGAGGAGGACUGA